GCCGUCGCCGCCUUCCCCGGUACGCCGCCCGUCCCCUCCCAAAACCCUGCACCACGCGCGGAGGCGGAGCCCAGCCAGAACCUUCCGUCUAGGGUUGCCGCCACCAUGGCCUCCUCCCCCUCCGGCAUCGCCCUCGACACGGAGCUCAGCUUCCACAAGAAGAUGGCGGGCAAGAUGGACCUGCGGAAAGCCAGGGACUCCAAGGGGAACACCGCGCUCCACUCCGCUGCUUCCAGCGGCUGCCUGGCGAGCUGCCGGUUCCUGGUGGAGGAAUGUGGCAUUGAUGUCAAUGUGGUGUCCAAAACAGGUGUGACGCCGAUGUCCUAUGCCGCACAUGAUGGUAAUGCCCAGGCUAUGAGGUACCUUCUUGACCGCGGUGCCGACCCUGCGAUGCCUGACGAGAGGGGCUCCACACCGCUGCACAAUGCAGCACUGCAAGGGCAUUAUGAGGCUGUAAGGCUAUUGCUUUCCAAAGGAGUUCCAGUGGAUCCUGUUGAUCAUCGGGGGGCACCAUUACACUUGGCUGCUUCAAAUGACCAUGUUGAGGUUGUGAAGGUUCUGCUGGAGCAUUCUGCUGAUCCAAAUAAAGUGGCCAAUCAAAUAUUUUCACCUGUCCUGGUGGCUUGCUAUAAGCGGUCCUUGAAAUGCAUCAAGCUACUGAUUGAGGCUGGUGCUGAUGUGAAUGCUCCUGGUUACCCUGCACCAACUCCUUUAAUACAAGCAGUUAAUGAUGGCUUGACUGAUUUUGUCAAGCUGCUCCUAGAGGCUGGGGCUGACCCUAACAUUCCUAGCCAGCUUGGUGCAAUUCCACUCGAGCGAGCAGCAGCUCAAGGUCGACGUGACCUUGUUGAAAUUCUGUUACCUAGCACAAAACCAAUUUCAUCUCUGCCAGAUUGGAGUGUUGAUGGUAUAAUUAGAACUAUGAAUUCUCGGCGCAUCAAUCCUCUUCAGGCCGCAGUUUCGGAUGAAAAAAGAAUUGCUGAUUUCAAGUCACGAGGAAAGGAAGCAUUUGCAAAGGAAGACUACUUUACAGCAAUGUACUUCUUUGACCUGGUAACUCAGAUAGACCCAGAUGACGCCACCUUAUUUUCCAACAAGAGCCUCUGCUGGCUGCGUUUGAGAAAUGGGGAUCAAGCUCUGGAAGAAGCACGGAAGUGCAGAAUGAUACGGCCCAAUUGGUUCAAGGCCUGGUAUCGUGAAGGCGCAGCCCUGAGUUUCAUGAAGGACUACGAAGGUGCCGCUGACGCGUUCCAAGAGGCGCUGCAGCUCGACCCUAAGAAUGAGGAGAUCAGGGAAGCCCUGAGGGAGGCCGAGAAGGCAUUGGAGGAGCUGCGAGUGUAACAUAAGCAACUGCUAAUGUAAGACAUAGUCGUGCAUGGAGAAGGCAGAGAGGAGAACCUGUGUGGAUUGAUUCCUCUCGCAUCACUGUGAUGAACCCUACUGUGUAUUCUUGCACUGGAAUGCCGGCUACUGCGUACCCUAACUAGUACUAAUAUCAAUGACUGCUCGUAUGUUAGAAGUUGUGGUAGCCAGUUUCAAACUUUGUGCUCGAUGAUCGAGGGGUCUCGAUUUUUGGGAGGCUAUGGUGAUUGAGAGUUUGAGACCCCGAGUUAUGCAGGUAUGGUGCUGAGCUGUAUAUAUAGGUGGAUGUUAUGUUAUGUCGAUAGUCACUGAGCAUUUUGUGGGUGAGAAGUGAGACCCAGAUGAAAAAUGCAUAGCCACUAGCA
This is a messenger RNA of Lolium rigidum, 1727 nucleotides long. RefSeq names its product ankyrin-1-like. Gene Ontology annotation, molecular function: protein binding. The transcript has 11 exons. The record is from RefSeq and is a predicted model, not a curated record. Lineage: Eukaryota; Viridiplantae; Streptophyta; Magnoliopsida; Poales; Poaceae. Bases 106 to 1341 code for a protein of 411 amino acids.